AUGCCCUUCCUCACCAAAACCCUCCUCACCCUCCUCGCCACCGCCAUGGCCGCCUCCGCCGACGAAGUCGCCCGCGGCUACGACGGCACCAUCACGACCGAAGGCAUCGGCAACUGUCCUCUCACGCAGCACGCCGAGAACCACAUCGAUUUCUCCUGGGAGCCCAGCAACGGUAGCGUCUGUGUUGAAAUGGGCCGUCCGUAUUCCGACGCCUACCAUGCGGGACUGACCGCGCAGGCCCAGACCCCUGAGAGCAUUAAUCCGCCGCAGUUCGGUGGCUGCAGGGACAGUGACUGUACGGACUGUACGUUCGUGGAUAUCAAGUAUGGGAAUGAUCCUGGGAACGUGAAGGUGGAUUGUUUGGAGUUGAAGGAUGCGCCGUAUUUGUUUGUCGGGUUCGCGCAGAAGAAGAAGGAUUUGUAA
This is a messenger RNA of Aspergillus affinis, 423 nucleotides long. RefSeq lists its product as uncharacterized. Lineage: Eukaryota; Fungi; Ascomycota; Eurotiomycetes; Eurotiales; Aspergillaceae. The transcript has a single exon. The record is from RefSeq and is a predicted model, not a curated record. Bases 1 to 423 code for a protein of 140 amino acids.